Molecule: messenger RNA, 2673 nt
Organism: Petromyzon marinus (sea lamprey)
Lineage: Eukaryota; Metazoa; Chordata; Hyperoartia; Petromyzontiformes; Petromyzontidae
Gene: EIF4H
Product: eukaryotic translation initiation factor 4H
Molecular function (GO): RNA binding
Source: RefSeq, a predicted model, not a curated record
UGGAGUGGGGUCCUCGGCCAGGCCACGUGGUCUCGCCAGGUCUCUCCGCCUCCUGCUCCUCACCCCAUUUUUGUUUCCACUCCGUGUCCGCGCCGAGCAUGGCGGACUUUGACGACUACGGCGACCGAGCCUACAGCAGCUUCGGCGGAGGCAGAGGGUAUGGCGAUCGGCGAGGAGGUAGGGGAGGAGGAGGAGGCGGCGGCGGCCCUGGUGGUAGGGAUGGGCCGCGGCGACAGAAGGAUCUACCCACGGAGCCCCCGUACACCGCGUACGUGGGAAACCUGCCCUUCAACACAGUGCAGGGGGACAUCGACCAGAUCUUCCAGGACCUGCGUGUCCGCAGCAUUCGCCUCGUACGCGAUCGGGACACUGAUAAGUUCAAAGGCUUUUGUUACGUGGAGUUUGAUGACAUUGAAUCCCUGCAGGAAGCCCUGACCUACGAUGGAGCGCUCUUCAUGGACCGGUCUCUGAGGAUUGACGUGGCCGAAGGCCGCAAGCAAGAGAAAGGAAACUUUGGUGGGUUCAGAGGUGGUCGUGAAGACAGAGGUGUCCGAGAUGACGGCUUUGGCGGCGGCGGCGGCGGUGGCGGCGGCGGCAGCUUUGGAGGCAGCUGGGGUGCCGGUGCCGGAGCCGGACCCCCUCGCGAUGGCGCGCGAGGCAUGGGCAUGGGGAUGAGUGGCGGUGCCCGGGGAAGGCCCAGCGACAGGCGUGACGGACCCCCCGGAAGCUUCAUCGGCGGCGGCGGUGUCGGCGGCGUUGGCGGCGGCGGCGUUGGCGGCGCCGGCCCCCCACCACGCAGGGGCGAAGGACCCCCGCCUCGCGGAGGCGCCAGCUUCGACUUCCGGGAGCCCACCGAGGAGGAGCGAGCGCAGAGGCCGAGGCUGCAGCUGAAGCCGCGCACCGUGGCCGUGCCACUGAACCAGGUGGCCAACCCGCAGUCGUCCAUCUUCGGAGGUGCACGUCCACGCGAGGAGAAGCCUAGCGAGGAGAAGCCAGAGGCGGAGGAAAACUGAUGUUUGCCGUCGUAACUCACUCGCGCGUCCUCACGCCCAUCGUCCCUUCAUGGCAGCAUCCUUACAGCCACCCAAACCCACCCAGCGCCACCCAGCCCCCUCUUCCUGACCCCCCCCCGACCCACCACCCCCUUCCUCUCCCCGACAUCGGCAGUCGUUCUUAGCCUCGACGCAAAUUAUCCCUCGUUCAGAGCGGAGGAUUUCCCUUUUUUUCUUGCUUAAAGAAGAGAAAACUUUUAAAAAAACACUCGAUCAAAUGAAAUUAAAAAAAGCAGCUGAUCCUAAAGCAGUCGGUGAAUCAAUUUACCUUAAUCAACACUCUCCCUGUCGCUGCCAUUGUGGUUUAAACAUGUGGUGUAUAAUGGUGGCGUACGUCUUGUAAAAAAAAGAAAUACAAAAGAAAAAAACCCAAUAAGGUUAUUAAUAGUAAUAUUAAUACGUACUCCAGUGUUAGUGUGAACUGGGGAGGGGGGUGACUUCAGUCACUGUCAUUCACAAACCUGCCUGUCUUCACCCCUCCUGCCAAACAGAGCUUUGGAAGUUAUAAUGGCAAUGAUUGAUAGUGGGACUUAAUUUCUGCAGAUUAUGUAGAAGAAGAAGAAAAAAGCGCAGCCCGCUGUUGGCAAUUUCCUUUCGUUUAGUCGCUGCUUCGUUAAAGACAGUUGACGGGAACGGUGCAGGCAGUGUUCAACUAAAGGUUGCUUUCUCUCGCGAAUUGAACGUGCACAGGCUUAAAAGUGCAUGGGCAUUCACAAGAUACAUCACUAAACUGUGCUGCUGCAGUAGAACUGGAGGCAAAGUUCUCGCCCUCAGCAUGGCGGUUUAGUGCUGCAUGGCAAGACAAUAUAAGCGUGAUUAUUUUUUUUUCUUUGCCUCAAUUCCCCUUCUUUACCCUGCCCUUUAAAGUCACUGUCUACCCUCCUCUCGCCCCUCCUUACCUCCCCCACCACCACCGCGAAACCCUCCACCGGUGCACUAUGUGCCGAUGACGACAUACCUUGCCGUUAAUAGAUUUUUAGAACUGCUUGCAUUGGUGUGCCGUUUUAAGAAUUGAUUUCAAAUAAACUUUGUUUUUUUUUAACCAAACGCAUUUACAAACUCAUCCCGCCAUAAUGCUGUCACCUUGCCAAUCAAAAGCUGGCAUCCGGAGGGGGGCGGGUGGGGGGUGACCGCACGAUUUAUCGCUGUGGAAACCUCACCUGGCGAGGCGGUGGCGAGCCAUCACGAUCCUAGUUCAUAGAAAUAAAGGGGGCAGGUGUGGGGAGGGGGGGGCAUCAUUGAUUCAACUUAAAGUGGUUCUGUUAUAGCAAUAGCGAAGCAGCUCCUUUGCAGAGCCUGUCCAAGGUCAUGUAAGGAUGUAUUAUUAUUAUUUUGUAAUUGGCUACCGCACUGCAUCACCACAUGUGACCCGUCGAUGGAUUGCCAUUUGAGCUGCGGGUGUGUCCGAUGUGUGGAGGGGGGCACCGCGAGACUUGCUGCUCUAUCGAUGAAGUGGGGUGCGAUCGUGUGCGCCGUCGCUGCAUGCGUUGUCGUACGGGCGGGCAGCAGUGGCACCCAGCCGAGUACCGAUGUAGCCGCCGAUGAACUGCUGUGGAAGACGUGGAUUUGGAGUUCUGUUCUUUGGCUCUAGGGUUACCAAUAAAACAACUUAAAAAAAAAA